Aspergillus costaricaensis CBS 115574 is the source of this 3426-nucleotide messenger RNA. RefSeq lists its product as uncharacterized. Lineage: Eukaryota; Fungi; Ascomycota; Eurotiomycetes; Eurotiales; Aspergillaceae. The transcript has 5 exons. The coding region runs from base 1 to 3426 and encodes 1141 amino acids. The record is from RefSeq and is a predicted model, not a curated record.
AUGUCUACAUCCACCGAGGAUCCCUUUGCCUUCAUCGCGAACGAACAGAAGCCCGCGCCGGCCAAGAAGCCGCAUUGGAGAGAUAAACUGUUCUCAAAGGACAAGCGGGCCAAGGGCUCUACGGAUCAGCAGAUAGAGGCUUUCCUCGCACCUACUCGCUCGAAAUCUGUAUCCUACGGAGCGAGUCAGACUACGCCUCCACGAUUGGAUGCCACCCAAAAAUGGCCGUCUGCCCACGAUGUCCUCAAUGCGGCUUCGUUGAACCCUGCCCUUCAUGAUGCUCCCCCGCCCGUGGACUUUACGAAACCACCCUUCAAGAGUCGUCGGAAGGGGUUGACAGUCAAGUUCAGUGCCCACACUCCCGAACUGAUUGGAGAAGGGGGUGAUGAGACUGACAAGCCGACAAUUGAGAUCUCCUUAUGUCGUAAUAACCAGAAUAGCCACAGUCCCAGUAUGGUGGAUGACUUUGGUGACCGCCAGCCAAAGCUUCCUCAACUACGCCUGGACACUUCGUUUGGUGACUUCAAUGCCCCGGCGCCGCAGCAGAGAGAUGCGCAGAAGGGGACACGUAUAGAGGACUGGAAGCCGCUGUUGCUACAGAACCCUCAGGACGCUGAUUUCCUUAUGACACUGAACCUGGGAGAAAGAGGCUCCCGCUUAUCAUUCCGUGCUUCACCCGAGUCCCAUUCGUUUGCCCAACGGAUACGAGACAAGAUGCAAGCUGAGGAGGGACGUGCUUUGCAGCACCGAAUGCCAGAUCCACCCUCCCCUGCAGAUGAAGCAGGGGUGCAAAGUCCGGCGGAGGCUGUUCCUGACAGCCCGAGUUCAACCUAUGAGACGCCUCCCCUUUCGGAGACGGAGCCCAGCCCGCCCGAGAAUCCGUUUCGAGAACCCCAAGUCCCUUCUCACAUCGAUCGCAGUCCAGUUGAUCGCAGCCCUGAAACCCCGGUCCUUCCUUCUAUACUCUCUCCUGGCGGAAGUGCCCAAAGCCUUUCUCCUCCAAAACGGCAGAUCAUACCCAAGAUGGCGGAACAACCUGACGCCCCCUCUCCUCCAGCCAGCAGGGAUAACCGCGAUGCUUCCCGGAAUCCUCAGGCUCCAAAGUUUACAUUGCGGUCUGUUGCUAAUCAACUGGGUGACACGGCUUUCACUGAUCUGAAAGCGUACAUGGCGCAGUUUAAAGGCUUGAUCCAAGCCUCUGCGGAAGAAGCCAGGCCCAUCCAGGACACCUCUCUGUCUGAAUGGGUGAGAGCUGAAGUGUGGUGGUUUCUGCGGGGAAAGAAACGUCUCGAGGUUUAUGCACGGUCACGCCCCUCCAGCUCUGGCACACGAUCACCCCUUCUCAGCUCUACAGAAAGCGCGAAGCAAGCCAUCGUGGAUCUUGCUAAGGCCUUAUGGAUCAAUGAAUAUGUCGUCCCACAACAUGAUGAGGUGACCCGCUAUGGCGCAAGGAGUAUUGAUGCUGUGAUUGCAGUAGCCAACACAACCGGGAACGCACAAUUGGCCGAUCUCCUUACCCUACACCAGGCGAUCAUGAACCAUACUCGCUCAUUAGCCAUGUCUAUCAAGCGGAACAACAUCCUUGUGGCUAUUGCAUCCCAAGGCGAUUCCGCCAUACCAGUUGACACUAGUGUUUGGAUGCGAUAUCCAUCUUUCGCUCUGGACGUGGCUGCGGUCCUCUCAGGUACAGUAACAAGCUCGCUGCUGGCGGACACGGCAGGAAAGGGGCCUUCCUUUGUGCAAACAAUGCCACUCAGUGAUACUAGUCGCUAUUUUAGCUACGGGACCAUGUUUGUGAAUGUUCUCGUCAGCUCCAAUGAAGAUGACAUGCCGAAACUGUCUAUGCCAUGCGCAUUGUCCAUAAUACGUGAUCGUGCUGACUGGUAUGUCUUCGCCGCGAUAACCAGCCAGAAUGAACUUGUCAACGUUAUGAUCCAGUCGGACAAGAAAAAGGGCCCUACAUGGGACAGCGUGGACUGGCUAGUCCGGUCACAUUCGAUAAGGGUGAAGCUGCCGCGUGGAUUCGUGUUGGAGGUCGCGUUCCAGGAGGAUGACUUCAAGAAUAUCUGGAACAUUGUCCAGUACACCCGCAAGACCGAAGCAAGCCUGCAGGCUGAGUCGGGUGAAACAGUGAUUUUUGAAAACACUCUCAAGUCAUUCCAGUAUAUGGACCCUGGAACGCCAAAGGCCUUCCCGGCCGAUCCCAUUGAGCGGUGUCGGCUUCGACUCUUCGAAAAGACCAUCACUCUGACUGAGGGCACUGGCAGUAGAAUUGUGCAUCAAGGGUUUCGUCUUGCGGUACUCACAAGCCCAAAGGUCAAGACCCUUAGCAGUGUGCGUCAUACCAUUGGGUCCGGCGCACCAGUUGUUUUCGGUCUGCUCCGAGGUGAAGAUGGAGCACCAGCCCUUCUACUCAAGGUCAAGGAGGAAGGAAGGACCCGGUCUAUGGUGAUGACGUUCUAUGAAUCGGAGGAUCGCACAAACAUGCAUUCCUUGCUUCUGGGUAUUCAGCCUAAGGGAAACGAGGUUAAGUCACCUGAGAUCCCAAUCCGUGCAUACACCGUCCAACAGCCUGCCGACCGUAACACUGGGCAGCCAGCAAAGGAUCAUAUUCAAUUUCCUGCCGGUACAGUCUCGAUCAUUGACCGUGAGCACACGCAUGUUGAGCAUGGGUACGGUCCGACGGUGCUAUCCGAGAAUCUACGUGCUUUCAUCGCAACCGAAUGGGGAUCUGUCACGGAUCGGAUCAAUCUCGGGCCCGGUGAGCUGAAACUGGGACUUGAUGUCAACAAUCGGACGGGGCUUAGCCUGUACCGACCUGGGCAGAAGGACUGGACUGUGUCCGUCGCUGAAAAUCUAGUACUACCAGAGAUGCCAGAUAAGAUAACAGAUUUCUUGAAAAUCGCCAUGGCUAAACCAAUGAUCCGACGAUUCGACUUUGCAUCUGUACAAGAUCUUCAUAUGUUCGAACGAGCUGUGACGGGCUACCAGGUGCUUUUUGACAGUGUGGCUACCUCGUUCGCCAUCUCACGACGCCGGAUGGUUGUCCCGAUCACUAAGAAGUGGGAAUCCAGCCUGGCUCGAAUCCAAGUGAUCAAGCGCGACAGAAUUGUGCAACUGGUAGUCUUCUUCAGUGACUUCCAUCAUGGAAAGUGCAUGAACUUCGUUCUCAAAGGCACCGACACCCUGGAGAGCUUCGGGAAAGCUGGCAAGUUUGGGGUUCGGAUUGUGGAUGCCAAAUUUGCUCUGCCGAAGACUGAAGAUGACCCGGCAUCGGACUUCGUAUCUCUGGACUCUCCGGAUUACCCAAUGGAGCACGACGACAUUUCAAUUGCCUUUGACUCUGAAGCAGAUCGGACGAAUUUCCAUGCGGCUGUGCCCGGAUCAGUCCGUGAGCCGUCGAGGAUGAGCUCUCUGCGUCGUUAG